Salvelinus sp. IW2-2015 is the source of this 3116-nucleotide messenger RNA. RefSeq names its product reticulon-1-A. NCBI's taxonomy places the organism in Eukaryota, Metazoa, Chordata, Actinopteri, Salmoniformes, Salmonidae. Gene Ontology annotation, cellular component: neuron projection; postsynaptic density; endoplasmic reticulum membrane. Gene Ontology annotation, biological process: neuron differentiation; endoplasmic reticulum tubular network formation; brain development. The record is from RefSeq and is a predicted model, not a curated record.
UCAGCUUUGAAGCGCUGAACUAAAACAAUCAACCUCGCUCACUUGUGCUCUCGGACUUGACCGCGCAGCCAUUAGAAUUUUACAGUUUAAGUAUACAUUUGUAAAGGCAGUCGGCCUUCAUAGCAUAUUUUCCUGUUUUAUUCGUUUGACCAACCCACUAUCCAUUGUGUAGCCCGCGUUACAGCUUGUGCCUGUUAUCUCUCGCGCAACCUCUCCCUAAAAGCAUGUCUUCGAAGCCCAGCGACGAACUAGGUUCGGAAGGGAAAUGGUUUGGGGACGAUUAUGAAAGAAAUGGCCUGUUUGGAAGCACCCCACCCCGGUUUGAUGAGCUACGUGAAGAUUUUAAACCGAAAACCAGGGAGGAGACGAGCGACCUGGAUCAAUUUCAUCAAUUUGAGGACGAUGGGAAAAGGCCUCCCGUUGCUAUGGAAACUACAUCUACAGGUGACGCCUUGUCUGACCUUUUCCGGAAGCCCAUGAGUGAUGAUGGUGACCUGUACACCUCGCUCCUGUCCAAUCAGAGCCAUCCCUCAGGCCAGGAUGCAUCUUACCUGUCUGAUGAUCUGAAGCUCUCCUCUGGCCCCUCCUCCCAGGACACCUUCGACUCCUACAGCAUCUUUGGUUCCUCCAACACCAAGACGAUCACUGACCUGGUUGAUGAGAUGCCCAAGUCCCUGCUGGAGGGCUCCGAGUCGAAGACCGAGGCCUACAACUACAUGGAUAUCAGCCAUGGUGAUGAUGUCCACAACCAGCACCAGAGCCAGGGGCCCCUGCAUAACCUAGUAAACACUGGGCUGUCUAGCUUGGACUCCCUGGGAGGCUACAUGGAUAAGAGCCCUGCAGAACUUGAGGAGGAGGAAGAGGAAGAGAACCUGGGCCCGGCGCUUGACUCGCACUCCUUCCCUUACGUAGAGGAGCCUUCUGAGGAUGAGGAGCUGUCUGACUACCGCUCCUACCGUAACCUGGGCACCCCUCAGACCGCUAGCCCUGUGAAGAUCACCCUGACCGAGUCCCACCCCCCUGCUUCUGCCAAACCCACCCCCCCGCAGGCCAAUGUGUCUGACAACAUCCUCAGCCUGGGGCUGCAGGGCGUUCCCAUGGUUACACUCUCUGAGCCAGAGGACGACAGCCCCAACUCCUCCCCCAAUGCAUCCCCAACAGAGAAAGAAUCUCCGUCCCAAGAACUGUUCAAGGCUGUCCCCAGCAGCAAGCCAACCCCAGGCUCCACCAAGACCAGGGAGCAGGAUGGCAGUAGUGCAGAGUCGGGGGACUCUGAGAUAGAGCUGGUCUCUGAGGAUCCUCCCCUGCAGAGCCUCCCCAGCACCAAGUCCAGUAACAACCCCAACAACCCCUUUGAGCAGCCUCCCAGCAGCAAGGGAGGUUUCAGCCAGACUGGCAACCCCUUCGACAAUCCCCCCAGCGCUAAGGGGCCCAUAUCCUACAGCAUCCUGAGGGAGGAGAGGGAGGCUGAACUGGACAGUGAGCUCUUCAUCGAGUCUGCCAAUGAGGAGAGCCCCAAGAGAGAGGGGUCCGGCCCCAAACAGGGGGUCAACACCCCUUCACCUCUGAUCCCCACCGCUGCUCCCCCCGCCCGCCCUGCCCCAGAGGUGGUUCCAGCCGAGCCUGUCACGAGCUCCAUGAUGAAAUCAUCCAAUGACAAGAGCAAGAGCCCCAUGAAGAUGGAAGAAGAUUUCCCCACCAAGCCCAAGCCCCCCACGGCUGCCGUGCCCCCGGAGGUGAGGUCUGAGAGGCCCCUCCUGGAUGACAAGCACAUCACUGAGGGGAAGGGAGACCUGACCAAACCUGCUACGCCAGUCUUUAUGGAGGGCUUUGACAAACAGAAAGCCAUGGACCUGCUCUCCUGGAGGAACGUGAAGCAGUCUGGAGCUCUGUUUGGCAGCGUGCUCCUGCUGCUCUUCUCUCUGACCCAGUUCAGUGUGGUCAGUGUGGGAGCCUACUUAGCCCUGGCUGCCCUCUCUGCCACCAUCAGCUUCAGGAUCUACAAGUCUGUGCUUCAGGCCGUGCAGAAGACCGAUGAAGGGCACCCAUUCAAAUCUUAUCUGGAGGUGGAGAUCUCUCUGUCCCAGGAUCAGAUCGGUAAAUAUGCUGACAAGGCUCUGCUCUACGCCAACACCUGUAUGAAGGAGCUCCGUAGGCUGUUCCUGGUCCAGGACCUCAUCGACUCACUGAAGUUUGCUGUCCUGAUGUGGCUGCUGACCUAUGUGGGCGCUCUCUUCAAUGGCCUGACUCUGCUUAUUCUGGCCGUGGUGUCCAUGUUCAGCAUGCCCAUUGUCUAUGAGAAAAACCAGGAUCCAGGCGAAGAUCCCUGGGGCCAAGCGAAAGGAAGAGUAGACCUGCGUCUUGCUAACAGUGGAGUCCAGCUCAGACUCAGUGGCAGACAGCUUGAUCAUUGUUGGAUAGCCUUGUCAUUAUCUGGGGGUAGUACUAUGUCAUCUAGAAGGUGUUCUCUAAAACCAACCACUGGAGAAGCCUUGACCCCAAAACUGUCUAGAAUGGUUAACACACACACAGUCAAUCACCCAUGUUCAAGAUAAGUCUAGGUAGACAAGUACACAAUUUGGAAGAAAAUGUAUUUUUGUGUUGCUUGUUAUUAAGCGCAUGAAGUCAAGCCUUGAGUAAAUAUUAUUUUGUAUCUUUCGUGCAGUUUUCACACUAGUUUUUAUUUUCCUUCAGUGCUUACAACAAACUAAGGUUUGGCACAAAAAAAGCGAUAUGCCUACAGAAAUGCUCUGCUGCCAAUGUUAAAUACUGCUUCAUGUUUCUGAGUUAGCUGGUGGGGCUUCUCUCAGUAUAUAUAUAUAUAGUCAAUAAAUAUCAAUGAUUUCCUUUGUUUUCAAGCACGAAAUCAUUUGAUGUGGUAAUUGUAGUUUUUUUUUGCAUAACUACACACAAUAUCAUGUUUUAGGUACUGUUGGUCAACUACUAUGAAGACAAGGAGUAUCUGAUGAUAUUUAGCUUGUUUGAAUUAACUGUCCAACUUUGUACUAUGUUCACCUAUACUCAAUGUAGUUCUUAGACCCUGGUCUAACUAUUUGCACUUACAGUAUGUAUUUAAUUACAGAAGACAAAUAAAUGUUCCUUGAUGUAUAAUGUUA